Messenger RNA from Saccostrea echinata, 2182 nucleotides. Its product is annotated as solute carrier family 23 member 1-like. Lineage: Eukaryota; Metazoa; Mollusca; Bivalvia; Ostreida; Ostreidae. Bases 31 to 2121 code for a protein of 696 amino acids. The transcript is spliced from 11 exons. Gene Ontology annotation, biological process: transmembrane transport. Gene Ontology annotation, cellular component: membrane. The record is from RefSeq and is a predicted model, not a curated record. Gene Ontology annotation, molecular function: transmembrane transporter activity.
CCUUUCGUUUGAAUUCAACAAACUUAAAUCAUGGAUAAAGCCACCGAGUCAAGCAAUUCUGUGAUAACUUCUACACAUUCUAACAACGAUGAUUUCCAGGAAAAUCGGUUUACGACACCAUUUGUCGAACCCUCCAUUGGGAACAUCAGUUCUAGGAACAUUUCGGAAAAUGUGCACCCCCAAACUCCGCCAUCCUCAUACACUCUGGCCAGUACAAAUGAUUUUGAAGAGGAUGCACCAUUACUAGAUCUAAAGAAAGAAGAAAAUAUGCAUAAUGAUGCUGAGGAAUCGUCUACCUUAAAAGGCAAUUUUGAUAGCUGUGUUCAAAUGGAACAAUCAGAAAAAGUCCACAUGUUACUUGGUGAAUCUUAUUCAAAUGCAAAAAAUGUAGACUCUGACAUCAUAGACCAAGAACGACAAAGAUUGAUCUACAAAGUCAGUCAGAGACCUCCUCUCUCACUUCUUCUUUUCUUUGGCCUUCAGCAAUGUCUGAUUGUUCUACCAUCAAUAGUAAAAGCAACCAUGUUGGUGGCCGAGGUGAUGUGUGCAAGAGACGAGGAGGAAUUCAAAGUCCAGCUCAUGUCUAUGAGUCUCCUUAUGUCUGGAAUGUGUACAUUUCUACAAAAUAGCAUUGGCUUCAGGGUUCCGGUUUAUCAAGGCCCGGUCUCGAUGUACAUUCUUCCAUUACUGGCUAUUCUAAAUCUUCCCCAAUACGCAUGCCCGGACAGAAGCUCAUUUUAUAAUCAAACAUCGGAUAACAGCACUGAUUUCUAUGGAGAAGAAAUGAGGGCAACAUAUUUCCAAGCUGUUGUAAUCCCAAAGUUUCUAAAAAUAUCUGGGGCCUUGAUUCUGGCAGGCUUUCUCCAUAUGCUGAUUGGCUUGACUGGAACAGUAGGAUUUGUGCUAAGAUUUAUUGGACCAAUCACAGUCAUUCCUACCAUACUCCUCAUGGGGAUCAACACAUACUCUGUGGUGUAUAUGUUUUGUAGCACACAUUGGGGUGUGUCCCUUCUCACAGCCUCUAUAGCUAUUUUACUCUCCAUGUAUUUGGAUCGCUAUAACAUGCCUAUUCCUGUCUGGACGAGAGACAAAGGAUUUUAUAUCAUCAGAUAUCCACUGCAUCAGGUGUUUUCGGUAUUAAUUGCCGGAGCUGUAGGUUGGAUAACGUCAGCAAUACUUACCAGUAUCGGUGUAUUCAGUGACGACCCCAAAAACCCCGAGUUCUACGCAAGAACAGAUUCCAAAAUUGCAGUUGUGGAGAAAAUUCCAUGGCUUGUAUUUCCGUAUCCAGGAAUGUAUGGUACACCGGGGUUCGAUGUGGGUGUGUUUGCAGCUUUCAUCAUUGCAACAAUCACAUCGAUAAUCGAUUCUAUCGCCGAUUAUUAUGCAGUUUCAAGAGUUGUUCGUGUCCCAUCACCACCUGUUCAUGCUAUAAACAGGGGUAUUUUGACAGAAGGUUUCAUGAGCAUGAUGGCAGGAGUCUGGGGAGCAUCGCAUGCAACAUCUACGUACGGUAGUACCAUAGGAUUCAUCGCUCUAACAAAGGUUGCAAGCAGAAAUGUAUUCCAGCUUUUAGGUGUCUUGUUGAUGAUUCUUGGCGUACUAGGAAAGGUCAGCAGCGUCUUCGUAACCAUUCCAUACCCUGUGGUUGGCGGAUUACAGGUAGUGGCAUACGGAUUUUUUAUUGGUCUUGUUUUUGGAAACCUUCAGUAUAUCGACAUGAAUUCUACAAGAAAUCUUGCAAUUAUUGGAAUUUCUAUGUUGUGGGGUCUUGUCAUACCAUACUGGUCAAAACUGAAAGGCGAGGAUGUCAUCAACACAGGUAGUGUAGAUGCUGACAACUUACUGAAGAUGCUUACGAGAAACCCCAAUUUUACUGGAUUUCUUAUCGCCCUCAUUCUGGACAAUACAGUACCGGGAACGUUAAAAGAGCGCGGAAUGACCGUUUGGCAAGCAGCUGACCAGGAAGAUGAAGGAGAGGAUCAAAGCAAUAAUCUAGAGGAGGGGCGAGAGGCGUAUGACAUACCAGCACUAUCGAAAUUUUUUAGGAAAUAUCGAAUUACCGCCUACAUUCCGUUUUUACCAACUUAUAGUCCAAAGAACUCUAAAAAGUCAAAAUGAAAAAGCUUUUCAUUAAACAGAUCUGAACAAAAAAAAAUUAACUGCUUGCCAAAUUGUUUUU